Macadamia integrifolia is the source of this 1909-nucleotide messenger RNA. RefSeq lists its product as uncharacterized. Lineage: Eukaryota; Viridiplantae; Streptophyta; Magnoliopsida; Proteales; Proteaceae. Bases 62 to 1384 code for a protein of 440 amino acids. The record is from RefSeq and is a predicted model, not a curated record. The transcript is spliced from 16 exons.
CUGACUGACGUACAGAGAAAAAGGAAGAAGAAGAAGAAGAAGAAGAAGAAGAAAAAGAAGGAUGAAGAAGGGGAAAGGAGUGGCAAUAGCACCGAAUCCUUCAGGCAACGAAGAAGAGUCAAACGAGAGUGAGCUCUCCUUGCCCGCUGGGAGACCUCCUGCUCGAAAUGCUUCUUCCAAAUACGAUUUUGUCAAGGUAAAGGUAUGGUUGGGUGAUAAUGCGGAUCACUACUAUGUUCUGUCCAGAUUUCUCCUUAGUAGAAUGUUGACUGUCACUAAGAUCCCUAAUCAUGUAGCCAUUAAAAUUGCUCUGGAAUUAAAAAAGCUGCUUAUAGACAACAGCCUUUUGGACGUUUCCCAAUCAGAUUUGGAAGCUAACCUGUUUAAGCUUAUGGAGCGACGGGGAUAUGGGCAAGAAUACAUUAACCGUUUUAAUAUGAUGACCAGAUUUCACCACCAAAGAGUACCAUUGGUGAUCCUUGUGUGUGGAACUGCUUGUGUUGGGAAGUCAACCAUUGCCACCCAGCUUGCACAAAGGCUAAACUUGCCUAAUGUUUUACAGACAGAUAUGGUAUAUGAAUUGCUACGGACAUCAACAGAUGCACCGUUGGUAUCUACUCCUGUAUGGGCACGUGACUUCAACUCGCCUGAGGAACUCAUUACUGAAUUUUGUAGGGAAUGCAGGAUUGUUCGUAAAGGUUUGGCUGGUGAUUUGAAGAAGGCAAUGAAAGAUGGAAAACCUAUUAUAAUUGAGGGAAUACAUUUGGAUCCAAGUAUUUAUUUAAUGGAUGGCGAGAAUAGAGUAUCAAACAAAGUUCCUAGGGAAAAAGAAGAGACAAAACCUGCUUCUGUUAGCAAAGAGGGUGAUAUUGCAACAGAGAAGGAAUACAAUUCAAAAAGUACUUAUGGAAGUAACAACUGCUAUCCUGGAAAUGUGAGCCAAGAAUUAGCUGUAUCUACUGAUCAGGUGACAGAAGUUUCAGAGUGUCUACAAUCUCUCAACUUAGCAGGAAAACCUCCUGAGAACCAAGGUGAAAGUUCUAAAGAUCCCGAGAUAAAGGCCAAUCAUUCUACAAAGAAAGAGAAGUCUGCCCCUGAGCCUGUAGUUAUACCUAUUGUUCUGAGGAUGGCUGAGUUUGAUCACAAGGCUUUACUAGAGGAAUGGAUUUCUACCAGGACAUUUGGUGAUAAUUGUCUAUCCCAGCAGGAUCAAGAUAAGCUUAUUGACAACCUAAAAACUAUUCAAGAUUACCUCCGCUCUUUUGAUUCACAGGGUCUGACAGUUGUCAAUAUUUCAGCAACAACAUUCCCCCAGACAUUGGAUUGGCUGCACGGGCACCUUCUUCAGUGUAUUGAACGAGGUAUUUCAUCUGAGUCCACUUAACCUCGGAGGAGACAGGAUUCAAAUUAGGCAGAUGGAAGCCAAAGCUGUGUCAGGUGGGUGAUGACAUGGAGGUUAGUUGUUGGAUGUUGAAGGAUAAAAAGUCAGAAGGUGGACCCAUAAAUGAUCAUGUGCCACAAUUCUGUUUAUACAGCCUCUGUGGGAUGAAGACUGUACCAGGAGAGGUAAGAAUCCCUGUUAUUGCAAGGCGUUGUCCCUGCGGUUCCACUGCACAAUGCCAUUUUCAAAGCCACAACAACCAUGAACUGUAACUGAGAAACCUGGAAUUAACUAUCAGCUGCUCCGUUUGAGGAAUCAAACCCAUCAAACUUGGUCCAACAUGAAGAAAACUCAGUUGUACAUUGUAUUAUUCAGGAGCGAUUGUAAAUGGUGUGCUUGCGAUCUGAUUUCUGGGAAUGAUAAUAUAAAAUUAUGGGCAAGCUCCUCUUCUCUUGUAGCUUAGUUAACAUUUGUAAACAUAUACAGGGCAUUCUAUUUAUUUGGUAUCCAUUGUGGGAUUUGAUUGAA